Messenger RNA from Lathyrus oleraceus (garden pea), 1803 nucleotides. Its product is annotated as UDP-glycosyltransferase 84B2. Lineage: Eukaryota; Viridiplantae; Streptophyta; Magnoliopsida; Fabales; Fabaceae. The record is from RefSeq and is a predicted model, not a curated record. The coding region runs from base 116 to 1624 and encodes 502 amino acids. The transcript has a single exon. Gene Ontology annotation, molecular function: quercetin 7-O-glucosyltransferase activity; abscisic acid glucosyltransferase activity; quercetin 3-O-glucosyltransferase activity.
CAAGUGUAAAAAAUGUUAUAUAAAUAGGGACCGAGGAUAUACAGUCGUCCAAGCCAUCUCUCUUUCCAAAUUACACCAUAGGAUUUCACUUCUGUAGCUAGUGCAACCAGUAACCAUGUCAGUAGCAGAAAAAACAAACAUCAACAUUCUCAUGGUGUCACAGGCUUUACAAGGUCACGUUAACCCCAUGUUAAACUUCGCCAAACGCCUCGUUUCAAAGGGUGUUCAUGUCACCAUAGCCACAACCGAAGAAGGUCGUGCGCGCAUGCUCAAAAACACUGACCAGAAUUUUUCUGACUCAGGAAUCCGACUUGAGUUCUUUUCGGACGGUCUCAGCAUCGAAUUCGACCGCUCCGAUACAAAAACUGUAAUCAAAUCCUCACGUGAAAAGGGUGCUAAAAACCUUUCAAAUCUCAUCGACAACCUCAGCAAAAACCAAACGUUUUCAUGUGUUAUUGUCACUCCCUUUGUUCCUUGGGCUAUUGAUGUUGCUGCUGAAUAUCAAAUCCCUUGUGCAGUGCUUUGGAUCCAAGCUUCUGCUUGCUAUUCGAUUUACUAUCGUUACUAUAUGAAGAUUGAUUCAUUUCCCAAGUUGGAGGAUCCUAAUGAGAAAGUGCAUUUACCUGGGCUACCAACCUUAGAGGUAAGAGAUCUUCCUUCAAUAAUUCUUCCUUCUAGUCCUCCUCAGUAUGACGAACUUAUGGCUGAUUUCAGCAAAGCUUUGGAUAAAGUGAAAUGGGUUUUAGGUUCUUCAUUUUUUGAAAUCGAGGAUGAGAUAGUGAAAUCAAUGGAUUCACUAACCCCAAUUUAUCCUAUUGGACCAUUGGUUUCACCUUCUUUAUUAGGUGAAAAGGAGACAAGUAAUGUUAGUGCUGAUAUGUGGAAUGCAGACAAUUCAAGCAUAGAGUGGCUUAAUAGUAAACCAAACUCAUCGGUUAUUUAUAUAUCAUUUGGUAGUUUGAUUGUGUUGUCUAAAAAACAGAUGAGUAAUUUAGCUACAGCUUUGAAGAAUAGCAGACAGAAUUUUCUAUGGGUUGUUAAAGCACAAAAUAAUGGGGGAUUUGCAUGGGAGGAUCCUGCUUAUGAAUUACCAAAUGAAUUUUUGGAAGAAACUGAAGGGAGAGUUUUGGUUGUGAAAUGGUGUGCACAAACGAAGGUGUUACAGCACCCUGCAGUGGCUUGUUUUAUAAGUCAUUGUGGCUGGAACUCAUUACUUGAGACAUUGAUAAUUGGUGUGCCUGUUAUUGCUUACCCUUCUUGGACUGAUCAACCAACUAAUGCUAUGCUUAUUGAGAAUGUGUUAAAGAAUGGGGUGAGAAUUAAAGUUGGAGAAGAUGGGGUUGGAAGUGUAGAAGAGAUUGAGAGGUGUGUUUAUGAGGUUGUGGAAGGGCCUAAUGCUGCUGAGUUUAGGAAGAGAGCUUUGGAAAUUAAAGAGGCUGCAAAAAAAGCUAGUCAAGAUGGUGGUAGUUCUAGUGUUAAUAUCAAUAAGUUUCUCUGUGAAUUGAAAGUUAUGAAUGGUUCAAAGUCCAUCAAAGUUACGAAAAUGGGGAGGCCGUUAUCGACACUAUGGAAAGGAAUCACAAAAAUCAGAUCCUUUUUCUCUAGAAUCAUUCACCUAGGCUGAAUAUUACUCGAAUGAUAAAAUUGAAGGUGAUACAAGUGAUGAAGUUGAAAAUUUUCCUAUCAUAUUUAAGUUGAUGUAGCUAACUCUCUAAGUCUUAGAGUGAUUUUGAAUUAAAUUGAUUAAGUCUGUAACACAGUAGUAUCAUCUAAAGUUAAAUAAAAAGCAUAAAUUUCAUAACA